AGACGCGGCACGUCUCAAUGGUAAGAUAUGAUGGCUGUUAGUUGGGCGUACAAGACUAACAACGUAGCUAGUUGACCAAUAUCGUAUCCGGGGAUUCUUACCCUACUUGGUGGUAAAAUUCGAAGUGUAUUUGCAUUUUCUAAUAAUAAUGGUCUUCCCAAUAAAGAAGGAUUUACGACUAACUUCUGGACCUACUAUUGAUUAAUAAACGUAGUACAAGCUGCUCGUAUUCUAUAUCAGCUCGCUCCAACAGGAUGGAAAUGAGACAUAUAUGAGCCUCUUCUGAUCAGUUGAGCUAUCCUGGGCCCGCAUCAUUUGGUAACCCAACCCGAUUUCCUUUACCAAAUUAAAGUCCUUUGCGGAUCCGCGGCAUAGCUACUGCUGAGUGGCGCUUAAUAUUAUAUGUAUGAGCUGUAUCAACAUCCAUGGAGAAAAGGAAAUUUCGUGCUAGGUAGAGAUUCGUUGCUACUGUUACACUUCACUUAGCGGCCAGCGCCACUUACCAUCCAUGUCCGGUGCUCUGACAAAGCAGGCGGGCGACGGUGGUUCUGCCGAAGGCUCCACUAGAUCUAGAGGAACAUCGUAAGAUAAAUGAAACCAUGUGGAAUUAUAUAUGGCAUUGGGAGACGCAGUUGUCGCCGGACUGUUGAUUAUCUCUCGUCCAUUUUAAGCUGUCUCAUCGCAAACCGCUCCGGCUCCUUGGGCACGUGUAACGCCGAUGUCUAGCCUUAGGAAAGCCGUUGUAGCCACCCUAUUGGUUCACGUGUUACACUUCGUCCGCGCCGAGACGAUUCUCGUGAACAAUGUCAUAGUUCCGGCCGAUGAGUCUACGAUUGCCCCUGCGGUGGCCAAGGUUGGCGCCCAGGAAUCGAAUGCAACCGCGGAUCUCUUCGAGGGGGAGACGCUGCAAUUAACCGAUGCGGUCCUAGCCAACCUCACGAAUUUGCAGUUGUCUAAUGUCACAUUAUUCAGCUUCCCAGACAACUCAACCACAACAGAGGCACUGGCUAAGAGGACAUCUCUGGGAGGAUGCAAGACUUACCCAACUGAUCCCUAUUGGCCUUUCCCAACCACCUGGGCUCUCCUCAAUUUCCUCUUGGGAGGAGCUCUAAUCCAGACGGUCCCAUACGCAGCCUCUUGCUAUGAUUCCUUCGGGAAUUAUAAUGCGACAAAAUGUGCCUUCAUUACCAACAAUUGGAUCAAUGCAUCCAUUUACCACACCGAGGACCCUACGUCAGUCAAUGCCGUCCUAUUUCAGGGCGCAACAUGCAUGCCACCGGGUUUUGUGCCCUCCGGGGGGAAUUGCACACUUGGUGGCUACCCUGUGUAUGCAGUUGACGUUCGCAACGUAGCUCAAAUUCAACUCGCACUAAACUUUGCGCGAAAUCUCAACUUGCGCGUAGUAAUCAAGAACACUGGGCAUGACUUCAGCGCGAAGUCAGUCGGGAUGGGAGCAUUAUCUCUCUGGACUCACAACCUUAAACAGAUCCAAUUCUUCCAGAACUAUCGACAAGGUCGUUAUCGCGGUCCAGCCCUUAAGCUUGGUGCCGGUGUCCAAGCUUUUGAGGCAUAUGAGGCAGCUAGGAACAAUAAUGUUACGGUUGUUGGGGGCGAAGGUCGAACUGUCGGCGUUGCGGGUGGUUACAUCCUUGGUGGCGGGCAUUCGCCUCUCUCUAGCAUUUACGGGAUGGGUGCAGACCAGGUCUUAUCGAUGGAAGUUGUUCUGGCUGACGGUCGGUUCGUUACUGCGAGUGAGAACAGCUACCCGGACUUAUUUUGGGCGUUGCGCGGUGGUGGGGGUUCUACUUUUGGCGUAGUUACCUCCGUUGUCGUGAAGGCGUACCCGAAGAUUAAGGUGACUACCAUGACUUAUGCCUUUGCCACAGGACCAACAGUUUCCAUUAAUCAAUUCUGGGACGCUCUGCGUGCAUAUUUCGAGGGUUUCAUCAUCUAUACCGAGGCUGGAAACUAUGAAUAUUUUCGGAUUUCGAAGGUUGCUGAAGGCCAAUAUGCUACCGACAUGGGUCCAUGGUUCGCCCCCAAUAUGACCAAAGCUGAACUUGAGACAUUGGUGGCCCCGCUGCUAGCCCGGUUUAAAGAAAUAGGCGUCGAAGUCAACCCUGUGUACACUGAAUAUGAUGACUAUUACGACGCCUGGUAUGCGAGUUUCCCGGUUGAGCCAUGGGGGAGUAAUGCAAUUCGCCAGGCAAGCCGCCUGUUCCCGAAAGCUAACUGGCAGAACCCCUCAAAAUUGAACGCAACUUUCGACGUCAUUAAGAAUGUGGUAGAGGAGGGCGCAUACAUAGUCGCGUUCAAUAUUGCAGCCGCUCCUAAGACAGGCUAUCCGGACAAUGCUGUGAACCCUGCGUGGAGGACCACGGUUCUGCACGCUAUUAUGGCAACACUCUGGAAUGAGACGAGCACUGAAGCCCAGGCCAAGGCUGCCAGCGACAGGCUUACCUACGGUUGGUCUCAAAGGUGGGCUGACGUAGCAGCCCCAUAUCCGGGCGUUUAUAUGUCAGAGGCCGAUUAUUUGACGAACAGCUUCACGAAAGAGUUUUGGGGUAAUAAUUAUCCAAGGUUAUAUCGUAUCAAACAGCGGUACGACGGGUUCGGGGUUUUCUAUGCUCAUACCGCGGUGGGUUCCGAAGACUGGAAGAUGUCUGAGAUGAUAUUGGGCAAUUUACCUUCGCAGAAUAGCAAAUUAUGUAGAGUAUAGAUUAUUAGAGGGUUCACGCUGCUAAUUUAGAUGGGUAUAUUUCUUUUUUCGUCCCGCUGGGUUACCCAUUCUAGAAAACCGCUGGAGCAUAGAGUUGGGAGGCCGAGGCUAGAAGGGAGGAUAUAAUUAUGAGACAAGACAGUGAUAGAAACGGAGGGUGAGAGACGGAAGAGGCCACUGAUCAGUGAGUAUAUAGAAUGUGCACAAAUGCAAGACAUUGAUUCAUGCUGUCUCAAAUUUGUUGAG
This is a messenger RNA of Hypoxylon trugodes, 2965 nucleotides long. Its product is annotated as FAD-binding domain-containing protein. NCBI's taxonomy places the organism in Eukaryota, Fungi, Ascomycota, Sordariomycetes, Xylariales, Hypoxylaceae. Gene Ontology annotation, molecular function: oxidoreductase activity; FAD binding. The coding region runs from base 719 to 2719 and encodes 666 amino acids. The transcript is spliced from 4 exons. The record is from RefSeq and is a predicted model, not a curated record.